This is a messenger RNA of Misgurnus anguillicaudatus (oriental weatherfish), 1685 nucleotides long. It is a transcript of the gene mcee, whose product is annotated as methylmalonyl CoA epimerase. Gene Ontology annotation, biological process: L-methylmalonyl-CoA metabolic process. Gene Ontology annotation, cellular component: mitochondrion. NCBI's taxonomy places the organism in Eukaryota, Metazoa, Chordata, Actinopteri, Cypriniformes, Cobitidae. The record is from RefSeq and is a predicted model, not a curated record. Gene Ontology annotation, molecular function: methylmalonyl-CoA epimerase activity.
AGGACUUUGCUAUUUAUAACGUAUAAAUAAACCAUCUAUCAACAACGCACACUUCGCUAAACUUCUUUACGUUAUUUAAAUAAAGUUUUUUUAUGCGUUCAAUCGCACCGCAAAGAUGGCUGCCUCCAUACUGAAGGUUGCAGUUGCAGGUCUCUCGAGGAGUGCACUGCAAACGUUACCCUCCGUGAGGGCAUUGUCUUUGUCUGUGCCUAUCAGACAGGGUGUCCCCCAGUCGUUGUGGAAGUUAGGCAGGUUGAAUCAUGUGGCUAUCGCAGUACCAGACCUAGAGAAAGCCACAGCACUGUACCGCGAUGUGCUGGGGGCUCAGGUGAGCGCAUCUGUCCCUCUUCCUGAGCACGGGGUGUACACUGUGUUUGUGGAACUGGGCAACACCAAAUUAGAGCUCCUGCAUCCUCUGGGAGAGAAAAGCCCAAUCGCAGGAUUCCUGCAGAAGAACAAAGCUGGAGGGAUGCAUCAUAUCUGUAUAGAGGUUGAUGAUAUUAAUGCAGCAAUAGCUGAUUUAAAGGAAAAGAAAAUCAGACUGCUCUCCACAGAGCCACGGAUAGGAGCGCACGGCAAACCUGUGAUGUUUCUCCACCCUAAAGAUUGUGAUGGUGUUCUUGUGGAGAUUGAGCAAGCCUAGACCUUUUGAAGGCACAUGCAAGCUUUCAAGUCAUUGCAUUGUGUGGCAGACAGUGACACUAAACAUGAUUUGUUACAUUAUGAAAUGUUAUUAUUUUCUGAUCCUCAUGUCAUUUUAAACGUGUAUGACUUCACUGGACCACAAUAUGUUUUUGUUCUCUUGUAUCUUGAUAGAAUUCUAUUCACACUACUCUUUUAUUUAUUAAUUGAAAAUGAAUAGAGACUGUGAAUUUGUCAUAUAGGUUUGAAACAACAUGAUGGGUACGUUGUAAUUGGUAUAUGGGUUAGUAAAUGAUUACAAAAUAACCUUAAUAAUCCUUAAUCUUUAACAAUUCAAAAGAAUCAUUAAAGGCAUUCAAGUGAUGAUUGCAAAACAGCAGAUUUCACGUAAUAUGUGUUUGAUUUUCUUGGAAUUGUGCCUUUUCCCUAUGUAAUGAUUUUUCUUAUUGACUUCAAUAAUUAGUUUGUCGUGGGUAAGACUUCCUAAGGCCAUUUACAAAACUGAGAAUCUCUUGUGCAUGAACAUUUCACAUAAACAAUUAAUACAUUCUUUUUACUUUUGUAGUGUAGGAUCACUUUCUAAUGUUAUUGUAAUAUCGGUAAGAGCAUCUAUCAAAACAGGAAUAAACCCACUAAAAUAUAGGUUUAUUAAUGCUAAAAAUAGAAGAGCAUUUACCUGAUGUUAUGAAAAUAUAAGAUGCCAGAUAGGUUUUUUAUGCUCAUGAAUGUGAAUUGAAAUCCACUCAUCUGGCGUUCAGUAGAGUAGACAGAUUGAAGCCUUUUCUUUUUGGCAGACAAGCAUGUAAUUGAGCGACAACUUGGAUUAAACCCAUCGCUCCACUGUACUCAACCCUCUGCCAAAAUGAAAGUAGUAUUUGUUCUCUAAAUCUGCUUCUUUUGGAUAUAACUGAAGAAGUAAGAUUAGGAACUUGUGUUUGUGGCCUGCUUUUCUCACUUUGUGGUCUCUGAGGUCCUUUUUGAAGUUUUCUGCAUUAUCGUCUCAUUUAGUAGUUAAAAUAAAAUUGAUAUUUUUGCAAUUUCAA